Prorocentrum cordatum is the source of this 1377-nucleotide messenger RNA. The record is from the annotation of a GenBank genome assembly. NCBI's taxonomy places the organism in Eukaryota, Dinophyceae, Prorocentrales, Prorocentraceae.
AUGGGCCAGGGUGGCCCAGGCCCCAAUCGGCCCACCGUCGACGUGGCAGAGGUGGCCCUUCUCUCUCUCUCCAUCGCAGAGACCGCCGGCGGUGCGGUCGAGGCGCUCCCGAUCACCACGCUGGAGCGCCCGUGCUACCUCGCGGACCUGCGGCAGGCCACGGUGCCCGAGGGGCACACGGGCGCCCUGGCCCUGAACGGUGGCGCCUUGACGGUGUCGUGGAAUGGGGCCGGUAGCAGCAUGACGUACCAGGCCGUGCAGAACGUGGGCGGCAUGAGCGCGUGGCCACCGUUAGCGAGCUUCACGACGGGCAGCGUGUACGAGAUACAGGCCACGGGCGUGGGCGGGCACCCGAUGCACUGGCACGUCAACUCGUUUCAGAUCCAAAGCAUGGGUGGAGCAGCCUCCCUUGGCAACGGUUAUUUCCAAGCUGGAGACUGGCACGACACGCUUUACCUCGAAGCCCUAGGAGGUGGCACCCUGGUUGCCCGCAUGAACACCGACAGGUUCACUGGCAAAAUGGUUGUCCACUGUCACAUCCUCAGCCACGAGGACAGCGGGAUGAUGGGCUACAUCUCGCUCACUGGCACGGAGGGAGCCGUUUUCGAAGAGGCAAAGACUCUCGACCCCACCUGCUACGACAUCGCUUUCGCAGUCGCGUCGGCCCCGACUUCAUCACCAACGCCUGUGGAGUCAACUAUCACGCCGUCGACUACCGCGCCGUCAACUAUCACUUCUACUGCUUCUGCCACUUCCACUUCCGCUCCCGCUUCUAGCUCUACCACGUCCGUGUCCACUUCCACUUUCUCUUCGCUUGUUACCCCUACUGCCGCUUCCUCUGCCACUUUCACUGCUUCCCUUUCCACUUCCACUUCUGGUUCUGUGGUUGCCACUACUACCGAUUCCUCUGCCACUUCCAUUUCUGCAGUUUCCACUGCCACGUCCACGUUCAUGACCACGUCCGCUUUUACUGUCGCUUCCUCUGUCACCAGUACCACUUCCAACUACUGCGGUUGCUCUGAUGAGUUGGAGCCUGUCUGCGGAUUCGAUGGUGCCACAUAUUCCAGUGCUUGCUUCGCCGAGUGCUACAUUGGGGGGUACCAGUACGACGGGGAGUGUGUUGGAGCAUCGCUCGACUGCGGUGCCUGUGCAGAUUCGGACCGAGACUGUAAGCCAGAUGCAUCCGCCACCUGGGAUGAGGUGAUCUGCGAUGAUGGGUACUUUCCUGUGCUAGGUUAUUACUGCCAUCCAGGGUGCGAUUCGUGCUUUGGCUGCUUCGUGGACGGGACUGCCCCCACAACGCCGCCAACAUCUACCGCUCCAGUCCGCGGCCCUGCAUCACUCAUCUUUCUAGUAGGGACGAUGCUGUUGCAGUGA